CACAUGCUACGUAGCGCUAAUGACACAGCUCUCUUCUUUCAGGCUCUUUGGUCAGAGUCAGUCAACAUGGCGACCAUGUGAAGCGAACGCUCUGGGUUUUGCCAACAAAAUGAGGGUCCUCAGGUGCUGCAUGGGGCUACGUCGAGCCUACUUGGUUUGUCCCAUCCUGCUGGUUCUCCUGGUUGGUGCCUCCCUGACCACUCUGCUGCCGCCUGCGGAGGACCAAAGAGGCAUUGGCGUCCUGGGAGUGCUACGCAGAGCAACAUCACAAAAGGAGGAUCCUGCACAGGGCCGCCAUGGCGACAGCACAGAGGACGAGCAGAGGUUCACCAUCAUCAUCCAAACGUACAACCGCACAGACAUUUUGCUCAAACUUCUCAACCAUUACCAGGCAGUGCCUCAUCUUCAGAAGAUUAUUAUAGUCUGGAACAACAUUGGGGAGCAGACACCCCUAAAGCUAUGGAACUCUUUGGGGCCCCAUCCGGUCCCUGUGCUCUUCAAGGAGCAGACCAUCAAUCAAAUGCGCAACAGACUACAACCAUUCCCUGAGAUUGAAACUGAUGCUGUUCUGAUGCUGGAUGACGACACCCUGGUCAGCGUUCCUGACAUCAGUUUUGCUUUCUCUGUCUGGAAGCAAUUUCCAGACCAGAUUGUUGGGUUUGUCCCACGGAAACAUGUCUCCACACCAGGAGGAGUGUACAGCUACGGCAGCUUUGAACUGCAGGAUCCAGAAACAGGUGGAGGUGACAAAUACUCCAUGGUUUUAGUUGGUGCUGCCUUCUUCCACCGUCGCUACCUGCAGCUCUUCCAGGACCAGCCUCCAGCAGUGCAUGCGCUGGUAGAUGAAACACAGAACUGUGACGACAUCGCCAUGAACUUUGCUGUAGCGCUGUACUUAAGGAAACACUCCACAGGCAGCGUUAACAAACCCUCUGGGGUCUUUGUCAAACCUGUGGACCUACGAAACCUGGAAAAGGACGCCCGCAGCGGGUACCAGGGCAUGUGGCAUCGCCCUGAACACCUUCUGCAGAGAUCCUUCUGUCUCAACAGGCUGACGCAGAUCUAUGGCUUCAUGCCCCUCUGCUUCUCCAACCUGAUGGUCUCCCAGUUUGGAUUUCCCAGCUAUGCCAAUCACAAGAGUAGAGGGUGAUGAUCCGCAACACAGCUGAUUGUUUAGGAUUGAAAGGAGACAAACUCAAGUAACAGUCGUAAGUUUGACUCUUCUGAUCGCUGCAUAUCUAGAAAGCUCUAAUUCAAGUUCAAGAGACAAAAUAUUUAGUUUUGAAUACAUAGUAGUGGGAAAAACAGUAGUGAUUCAGAAGAGGGUGAAAUACAGCAGAAUGUUGUCUUCAUGAGAAUAUCUUUGCUUGUUUGCAUUUCUGAUUAGUCUCUCCCUUGCAUCUGCAGGACAAUCAUGGAUUUCGGACAAUCUGAAUUUUCUACUCAUGGCCCAGUCUGAUGAAAUGUCCUUAUGUGAUAAGGUAAUCUGUAUAAUGUUACCAAAGCUGCCUUUCCUUCAGUAUGAACACCUCUCUCAGUGGAUCGUAGUGCAGUUAUUUUACAGCCAGCAGGUGUCAGUCUUACAUCUGCAGACAAAUUGCCUCGUUUGUAACCAUGAUUUACAGCUCUGAGGAUGUCUAGUUAAAAUGUUUUGGUUUUACUGCAUUUAUAGUUGUUUAUUUAAUGUAUAAACCUUAUGUACACACCCUUCCCAUUUAAAGAAGAUGUCGUUAUUUUGUAAUUUCCUGGCAAAAAUAGUCCCAGCCAGUGUGCAUUUGUGAAUGAACUAGAAUAACUGCAGGUAUUUCGUACAACCUAACGUAAUCUUAAUGUACAGUACUAUGCAUGCAUUGACAAUCAAUUUUGAAAAAGCAAUGUGUGCACAUAUCAUGUGACUCUGUUAAAUAAAUCCAAUUGUUUUUCUCUAAACAGAA
Trematomus bernacchii (emerald rockcod) is the source of this 1934-nucleotide messenger RNA. RefSeq names its product exostosin-like glycosyltransferase 2 (gene extl2). The transcript has 5 exons. Gene Ontology annotation, cellular component: membrane. The record is from RefSeq and is a predicted model, not a curated record. Lineage: Eukaryota; Metazoa; Chordata; Actinopteri; Perciformes; Nototheniidae. The coding region runs from base 20 to 1150 and encodes 376 amino acids. Gene Ontology annotation, molecular function: glycosyltransferase activity.